This is a messenger RNA of Lytechinus pictus (painted urchin), 6294 nucleotides long. RefSeq lists its product as uncharacterized. The record is from RefSeq and is a predicted model, not a curated record. The transcript is spliced from 3 exons. NCBI's taxonomy places the organism in Eukaryota, Metazoa, Echinodermata, Echinoidea, Temnopleuroida, Toxopneustidae. Bases 196 to 3009 code for a protein of 937 amino acids.
CCUGUGUCAUCAUCACAAAUGGCAGUCUGCAGUGCGAUCUGUUAAGCAAUAACACGUGACGUCACAAUCAGACAGCUUUCUUUUUAAAUGAGUACGAGAAGGAAUUGUUUUGCUCCUAUGUCAUCACCAAUGUCAGUCUGCAGUGCGAUCUGUCAAUUAAACACGUAACAUCACAACAGACAGCUUUCUUUUUAAAUGAGUACGAGAGGGAUAGAGAUGGAAGAGUUGGACCGAGAAGAGAUGGAAGAGUUGGACCGAGAAGCUCUUAUUGAAACGGCUAGAGACAAUACAAGACAACUGGCACAAGAGAUCGCCUCACAUUCAAGUAUCGAAUCGUUUCUUCAGGAUGAUCUUGUUCGACUCAAUAUUCGACCAACAAAUGCCACCAAACUUGAGCAAGCAACACUCCUGGAGUAUAAGUAUGAUAUUGAUGGUGUAGUAGUCGAAUUGAAUAAUUUAUCAGCCUUGUCUUCACCAAUUAACUAUAUUCGUUUCAAUCCUUGUAAGGGAAGCAUGCAACCCGCUUAUCACUUAUUAAAAAAACAUGUCAAUCUGCAAUAUUACAGUGCUAAUGGGUUGAAACGCUUAAUGAAUGUUCAUGCCUUGCAUUUGUGUUAUCCUCGGGAAUGGAGGAUAUCCGUUUGCGUAUUGCCAAAUCCAGGUUACAAUGCCUCUGAUUUCUCAAGCAAGGCGCAAGCUUUGACAACUACCUUAUCAUUCUUUCAACGAGUGAAGACCCACUUUGUUAAUAUCAUAACUUCCUUACCAAAAGAUGACAAUAAUCGGCCUACUAUCCAGAAAAACAGUAUGCAUGACAUUUCCAAUUAUAAUGUGCUACACCAAGAUCAACCGUUCAUUCUUUCCUGUUUCGAUAGGGCUCUUCAAAUGUCUUGUAUUGACCCUAGUAAAAUGAUGAAAAUAAUUGCCACACAGUUUGGUCAAAAGAGCAACGUUCCUUUGAGGCUCUCUGACUAUUUUGAUACAACAUCCAUCGGUGAAACUAGUGUCCACCAUGCUGUUACCAUUUCAGCUUCGGACUACAAUACCCACCUUUUGUGGUCGAGGCAAGGUAUUCAAGAGCUCAUUAAUGACCGGGGCACAGUAUUCAGUGCUCUUUCCUUUUACGAGGCCGUUAAUUUCCAAACAAAUAUAGACAAUAGACGAAUAGAUAUAUCGGGUGAGUUACGGAACGUAUCAAAAUAUCCUGCACAGAUUACUUUUUUGCAGAUGUAUGCUGACACGCCCCACUGCAGGACUGAUCAUGUGCGCCCUCACCCAGUUUCAGGGCUUAUUGCCUGUUGCAAGUUACUGCAUCCCAGUACAACCAGGGCAAUGCAGAGGAAUGCUGUGAAUUACAUGCAGAGCAUGAGGGAGAAUGAAAUUAAGCUUUUAAGGGAUAUCCCAUGUCGUCUGGAAAUUGUAACGAGACUAUUUCCACACCAAGUACCACAGUCAAUUGAGGCGUUAGACCUCUUUGAUGAGGAAGUUCUAAUGUCGAUCUGUGAAAAUAAACCCUUGUUUGUUCCAUUCCAUGAUUGUAACAGUGAAGAUGAUAACCAUUCUUUCACAAAAAUCAUGAAACGCCUUGCUAGCUAUGUGAACGAUACACUGUCAACAUUGCAUGAACAAAGUCAACAUCGCGGCGGUUACAUGGCAUCAUGGAAGGCAUACCAAAUGGAGCUUUGCGCCGAAAAGCUAUUCUGGGGCAGGCCGAUGGUUCCGAAUGAUAAUAUUAUUUCAAUUAAUUUAGGGCCCGGUGCAAUCUAUGACCAGAGGAGUGUGACCAACAUCAGGGGUAUUCUGGGUAUUUCUCCAGCAAAUAGUUCGUCAUUACCUGAUAGGCCACCUCCACUCAAUCACUGGACGCACUCCCGUAUUCAACAAGAGAGAGUAAAUAGACUAUUCGCAUUCUCCGACAGCCUUCAUGCUGGGGACGUCGUUAUUGGUAGGAGUUUGCUCAUGAUUCUGUUUGGUGAUCUAUACAAUAGUGAUGUUUUUUCAAUAGAAAGCUUCACACGUGAUCACCCUGUCCCACCAAUGCAAUGUUCAGGAAGCAUCUCCCUCGAACAAUUAGCUCAUGAGCUUAUUAUUCGUUCCCGUUUUCCUUUUCCAUUCGCGUUUGGUAGAGCACUUGAAAUGCUAUCGAUAUCAAGCAUCGAUGCUCUCAGAGUGAUUAAGGCAGGUGUGGUUGAGUUAAAACUCACUCAUUUUCCAGCCUUGCAAUUCAGAGAUGAAUCGAAUCACCAGAGGGCGCAAUGGAACAGGAAAGCUGCUUGGCAGAUUAUCUUUCCAGGAGGUAAAGAGUCCACAAGUGCAAAAGCAGCAUCUUUGUCUGCAGAUGUACUGGUAAAUCUUGAAACAAGAAAGCUUACUUUUGCGAGGAAUCUGGCAGUGUUUAAAGAUACAGGAAUGCCUUGGAUGGUCCCGGUGGUUUCAAGACUGGCACAUCUGGACUUGGAUCGGAGACAGAUGACGGAUAUUUGCGUCUUUGUCAGUGGUGCAGCGCUCAUACAACAGUCUAUAUACGUAGAUUAUAAUAAGUUAUCGUACUUAGAACUAGACCUUGCUCUUCCACAAAAGAGGCUACAGAGCCUAGAAAUCCUGUCCAACAGCCUGAUAGCUGGUAUUAACCGCAUGAAGGUUUACAGACUCCAUGAAAGGAUCCCAUACAAGGUUCCUAAACCACAACCUUUAGUGAAUCCUAGAUCUUCGGUACGGCAGACAUCUGCCGCAGGUGUACCCGAAGCCCCAGAAGAAAACAUCAAUCCAUCAGAGGAUUAUGAUGAAGUUGGGGUGCAGCAAGAUGUAACUGUCAUGGAAAUUCGAAACCUUCCUGCAAAUUACCGAAGGCCAUGGUCAACGAGAGAACUUGAACUCCUCCAAGCAUCUAAUCACGCCGCCAAGGGCUCACAAAUUCUUGCAUAUAAAGAAUAUGUUAGAAUGUGCACGGAGAAUAGGAUACCAACUAGAAGCUGGAAUGCCUUUGAGCACAAGUCGAGGCGCCUAUAGUUGAUCUUCUUAUAUUUUUGCUUACUUAUGUUGUCAGAUACAUUACCCUUUUCUUCAUUCGUGAAAAAGGGAAUGGUAUUCGCCCAUUCAGACGGAGAUUUCAGACAGUGGGAGAUCGAGUCUCUCCUGUUGUUAGGAUAUGUGUAGCAAGGUUCCUUUAUGUUGUUCAUUUUUUUUUAUAGAAGCGCAAUAGCUUGUAGCUUUUUGGUCAAAUUGAUUUUCACAUUCAACAGCUGGAGUUUUGGUUAUUGUUUGUUUUUGUCCAAGCAGUUUAUACAAUAACUUUUAUAAGAUAUCGAUUUCAAAUUACUCGAGUAUGGAUAUAGAGUAAUUCAUGAUGUUCCCUGCAAAAAGAUUGUAAAAACUAGACAUUAAUUCAUUCAUUCCAUUCGAUUCGGAUCCUUGUUUUUAUUUGACAACAAAUCACGAAUCCGUCCAAGCGAACCACUGGCCUGCCUUCCAGCACGCUGGGGGCCCACAAUGGAACAAACAAGGGGUUGAUUUUUCGUCUUUAUUCCCGACUUUGUAGCUUUUUGUUGGUUCCCUAGUAAUAUUUAAAAUCUAUUUCAUGAAGAUAAAUGUUAGUCGCACAUUUUCCGGGCUUCAUUUUUAUAAGAUAGCACAGACACAUGUGACCAGAUUGAUCUUCCAUCUCAUAUUUGUAAAAUUCCAGCAUUGUGAGUAUUGUUUUUUUUCUUCUGAUUCUCAUUAAUGCCUAUUCAGACACGUUUCCAGGUUGUACGUGCAGUGAUGAUGUAUAAAAUGAAGAGUUUAGUUGCAAUAGGGGUUAGGUCCACUUUGGACCAUUCCGAGAAAAACCAUGUUUUUUAUUCUCACUUAUUGAAAUAUUCUUAUUAGAAAUUAAAUUGCCAUGUUGUACUUCCCUAUCAUGUGAACAUAUAAUUGGGCUUAAAAGAAAUCUACCUGUCUUCAUUUUUUUCUAAAUGUUUUUCUUUUUUAAUUAUCAUUGUGGACCUAACCCCUUUUGCAAGUAAACUGAAAUUAAUCCAAUCUCUUUUGAUUAAGAAAGUGAUUUUUCUUUGCCACUUUCAUUCAAUGUUUUCAUUUCAAUUUCAAAUUGCCUCUGGUAUCAUCAGAGUGACUAAAAAUUUAGAGGAUUAAAGACAGAAAACAAUAGAAUUUGACAAAUGAGUUCUUCAGAUGCGUUUAGUCGCAAAAAGGGUUAGGUCCACUCCAAGAAAGGCAUUUGUUAAUUCUUCCAUAUUGUAAUAUUCUUAUGGGAAACUGAAUUUUCAUUAUACCCUGCCACGAGAACAUAAAAUUUGGUAUAACAGAAAUCUACCUGUCUUCAUAUUUUUUAAGAUAUUCUUUUCUAAAAAAAACUGUGCGGACCUAACCCCUCUUGCAACUAAACUGAAAUGGACCUGACCCCUUUUUAAAAAAGUGAUUUUUCUUUGCCAUUUUGUUUCACUUUUUAAUAGGAAUUUAAACUUUUCCUUGGUAUCAUCUUAUAGAGCUAUUCAUUAAAAAAUAAAAAUCAAAUUUGAUGAAAAGUGGACCUAACCCCUUUUGCAAGUGGGCUUUUCAAAUAAUGCAUGACACGGCACCAGCCUACUUACAGAAGAUUUUUUUACAAAAUAAAAGCUCAAUAUAUAUUCACAGUGCGAGGCGUGCCUUAAGGGAUACAAUGUGUGUAACUGUUUCUCGAAACAUGUACCCAAAAUGUUUUUAAUUGAUGAUGAAGUUUAUAUGAACCGCAGGGAGAAAUAUGAAUAUCAACUAAAACAAAAAUGAAUUGUCGCACUGGUUGUGACACGUAGUAGUGAAAAAAUAAAACAUCAACUCUUGGAAACAAGCAAACUUUUAAGGGACGCUCCAUUUGAUACCCAUGAGGGGGAAGGGGGCUUGGAAGUUUGGGUUGAUGCAUUUCCCCCCUUCUUUCAGCAUUUUUUCCCUUUGUCCAUUGAAACAAUUAUUAUUUAAGCUCGCGCAUCGCUCAUGCAUCGACUAUUGAAUUAUACACCCGUCUUGUUCAUGAUUGCAAAACGAGCUAAGAAUGUCCAGUUUUCAUUUCUGAAAAUAAAAAAGUUUAGCUCGCGCUUCGCACUAGCAUUAAGUAUUCAGAUUCGUUUCCAUUCUGUUCAUGGUUACAUUGCUUUGAAUGUCCUGUUUUAGGAUUAAAUCUGAGAAUGCAAAAUCAGCUAGCGCAUCUCUGAAAUAAAAAUAUAAAGCUCGCGCUUCCCAAUCGCAUCAAUUAUUAAGAUACGUACACAUUUUGUUCAUGGUUAAAUUACUUUUAAUGUCUUGUCUUAGUAUCGAAUCUAAGUAUAAAAAAAUCAACUCACGCUUGGCGCUGUAAUACAAAGUUCUUAUUAAAAAAGGGCUGGAACUGUCUAACUUUGGAGUCUGAAUAUAGAAAAAAAGAAAAUCAAAAUAGAUACCCAUCAUCUUUAUGAUUGCAAACAGUAAAUAACCUAUCCUGAUUUCGAUCAGAAUUCCCAAAAAUUUUCUUCUCGCUCUUCGUGCUCGCACCAUUUAAUUGUUGAAAUAUAUAUUCAGUUCAUGGGGCAUUGCAAAUAGUCACUAAUAUAUUUCUUUUAGGUCUGUAUAUUACUAAUUUCAAUUCAACUUCGAGCUCGUAUGAAUUUUUAGUUAGUUAUGCAUAUUGUUUAUGAUAACAAAAAGUGAUUACAUUGUCCAUGUAUGUAUCCCAUUCAAGAGUCAUUGCAAACGGGUAUUUUUGCAGGUCAGUAUAUUCGCCUUUGCGUGAAUCGUUUAGUUAGAUAAGCAUCUUGUUCAUGAUUACAUAAACUGCCCAGAAUCUUCAAAAUGUUUGCAAUUAAAUGUUGCAUUAUGCUGUUACCAUGGAAAAGCUGUUUCAAAAAAAGUUUGAAAGGAGAUUUGAAAUUUUAAAUCCUUGAUUCAAUGAUAAUAAUUUGAUAUCAUUGAUGUAUAGUCAUCCUAUUUACUGGUUGCUGAUUAAAAUACGUUUCCUACUAACCGUUUCUAUGAUAAUUUGAGUUCUUUUUGACAACACCCUGGAAAUGUUUGGAAUUUUAUUUUGAUUAUGUGUGCCAAGUUCAUGCCUAAUCCGAACAUUGAUACAUCUCGACUACUGUUUAUUUAAUGUCUCCGUCUUAUCUAUGUCAUUGAAUCACCGUUGUUAUAACGCCAAUUUGCCUGUUUGAUUUUCCUUUGUAUGUGUGUUUCAACCAGCAUUCUCAUUUGUUGUUUAACCCAAAUAAAUUAUAAUUAUUGUAAUAUGAAAUUGUAUUGUGUGCUGAGUAUAAUUAUCCAUUAUAUGGUUAUCUUCAUUAUUUUCUU